CACAAUCCUGCAGUGAUAAAUGGAGCUGCAGCAGGUGAACAAGUCAAUUCCCAUAGUGACACAAGUCCAGGAGUGCUGAAGGUCUUCCCACACUGAUUAAAUCACCAAGGAGAAGGUGAAACAGCGAGCAAGGAGAGCAGCUGAUACUGGCAUCUCCAUGGGCAUCUCAGCAACAAUGCCAGUGUGAAACCUGCACCUUCACACAGAGAUCCAGAGAGUUCACAUGGACAUAAACAACAUGCUGGACUUUUACAGACACUAUAAGUUUUAUCAUUUCUUCUCCAUCUGCUUUGGCCUGGGCUGUGGAAUGUGUAGCUACAGACCCUUCUACCCCCUGGUGAUGCCGAUCCUCCUCACUGUGUUCUGCAUGGUUGUGUUCGAGGCUAUGGGCUGCUGCUUUGGUUUGCCUCCACACACUAAACGGUGCAAAGGUCCACCUUUCCACUGGAGAGAUGCAUUGUGGGGCUUAGUUUUUGCUCUGUUUGUGGCGGUUCUACAUCUCCAUUCUUACCACGUCUACACCCUGUCUUAUGGCAGUGGCAUCACAAUGUUCGCUCUCCGAGGAGCCAAAAGAAAGUACAGUGCUCUGUGGAAAGAAAACACUCCCUUUACUGAAACAACUGGAAAUGAAGGCCACGCCUACUUCACUAGAACAACUGGGGCCAGAGGCCACACCUACUUCUCUGAAACAACUGGCAACAGAGGGCAAACUUACUUUACUAGAGCAAAUGUAAACAGGGGCCAUACCUACUUUACUGGGCCAACUGGAACUGGAGGCCACGCCUCCUUCACUGGAACAACUUGGAACAGAGGCCACACCUCCUUCAAUGAAACAUCUGGGAAUGGAGGCUACACCUCCUUCACUGGAACAUCUGGAAAUGGAGGCUACUCCUCCUUCACUGGAACAGCUGAAACUAGAGGCCACACCUACUUCACUAGGAGUCAGGGGAGUAGAGGCCACGCCUCCUCUACAGGAACUGACUGAGCCAGUGGGGUGGAUUUAUUUCAUCUCUAUAAAAUAUAUUUGCAGUAAAGUAUUAAACAUUAUGCACUUUAAUGUAAUAAUAUUGAUAUAAAAUGAUGUGAAGUUGAUUACGGUGAUGAUGAUGAUGGUGGUGGUGGAUUGAAUUCAUUAAUUUCUUUCUCAAAAUUCUACAAACAGAACCCCAUAAUAACAGUGUGAAAUCUUUGCAAAUUAUUUAAAAAUAAAACCCAUAUAAAAUCACAUGUACAUACUGUAAGUAUUCACAGGUUUUGCUCAAUACUUUGUUGAAGCUCCUUCUGCAAGAACAUUAUGGAAUGUUCUCUGAGGGAGAGUUGAGUACAUAACUGUUUGUAUUAAUUGCAGUCCUGAAGCCAUCUUCAUGGAUUCUCAAUGAUUACUAUUCACAGAGAUGCCAUGGAUCUUUAGGCUGUCCAUGUGGUGAUGUGUUCAGCAGCAGCAGUGAGUGAACAGAACUUUAACCAGGUGGAGGCCAUCUGCAUGGACCAGGCAGGUCAGAGAGCAAGGGAUAGGAAUAUACUGGGAUCUCAGACAGAGAGAGAGAGCGAGAGAGAGAGAGAGAGAGAUUAUUAGGUAAUAACAGCAAUGACAGUAAUGAAGUUGGUAGUGAUGAUAAUGAUGAUAAAACUGAAAUACUGAGUGUGUGUGUGUGUGUGUGUGUGUGUACACCCGGACAGAGUGGCUACACAAUAUGUAUAGUCAUGGUGUAAUAUGAGUCUGUAGUUCAAAAUGUACAAAACUGAUGGAAAUGUCUUUGCUGCCCCCUGGUGGAAGAAGGGAGAGAUUACAGGACAAGAUUGUAGCUCGAGCAUGCGCAAAAGAGGGAACAGGUUAAAAGUGUGUGUGUGUGUGUGUGUGUGUGUGUGUGUGUGUGUGUGUGUGUGUGUGUGUGUGUGUGUGUGUGUGAGAGGGUACAAUAUCCCCAUUAUGAUUGUAAUGAAUGAAUCAGUUUCACAAAGCAGGACUGAAAAGAAUGAGGAAGUGUUUGUGCCCUACAGCCUGAAAUCUGCCCUAAUUACCCCAAACUAGUGUCACUCAGAAGAGGAUGAAUAGAGAUUCCCAGUGUCUGUUGUUAUAAAAGUGAUCUGCACUAGAAUGGAAUGUUCUCUGAUAUUAUGCCUUUGAUGCCCCAUUAACGUGGUUCUCUGGGAUGCCUGGAUUGCAUCAGUGCCCUGCUGUGCCCCUGGUAUACCAGCAGUGUGUGUGUGUGUGUGUGUGUGUGUGUGUGAGAGAGAGAGAGAGAGAGAGAGAAGAGCUCAAGGCUGCCACAUGGAUGUUUUUCACAAUUACACUUAUUUGUUGGUAUGAUCCGGAGCGAUCCAAUAAUCUGUGCUGCAGAGGGGUGGAGAUGGUGGAGG
Molecule: messenger RNA, 2361 nt
Organism: Silurus meridionalis
Lineage: Eukaryota; Metazoa; Chordata; Actinopteri; Siluriformes; Siluridae
Exons: 8
Coding region: 224-985 (253 amino acids)
Source: RefSeq, a predicted model, not a curated record